GCAAAAGCGAGCCAUCUUUCUCCGUCUGUUUUGUGGGGUUGCGUUGCAACCUGGCAACCCGAAUAGCAGCUUGUACCGAGUCAACGGAGAGUUGACAGGAGCAAUAUUACUGCCUUGAGCACACGUUAUUUAUAGGAAAGAUUGCCUCCCUUAACGGGAACGCUUUUGUUUUCUUGUGUUAACGACUGACAGUUAAUUACAAAGGUCAGAUCUGCAACAGCAAGAUGUGCAGUCUGUGUAAGUCGCAAUGUUAGUCAUUGUAUAUGGACAUUCAGUAUGCUUGCCUAUUGGACCUAAACUGGCUGAAGACGACUUAAGAGGCUGCUGUGUCAGUCAGCGCUUGAACCCACAGUAGGAGAAGAAAUGGGGAACACAGCAACCAAGUUCCGUAAGACUCUCAUCAAUGGAGAUGAGAUGCUGGCCUGCCAACUCUAUGAGAGCAACCCACAGUUUAAGGAGGCUCUAGAUCCCAACUCUACAUAUGGAGAGUCCUACCAGCACAACACUCCACUGCACUAUGCUGCUCGGCACGCGAUGACACGUCUAGUCAAGUCUUUUCUCCUAAACAAAGAUGGAAAUCCUAACAAGCGCAAUGUACACAAUGAGACAUCUCUGCACCUCCUCUGCAUGGGGCCCCAGAUCCUGACCUCGGAAGGGGCACUGCAACCUCGGAUUUCACGGCCAUAUGAGGAUGAACAGCGUCGGGCAGAAUGUCUACAUAUGAUCCUGUCAUGGACCGGAGCAAAGCUGGACCAUGGAGAGUAUGAGAGUGCUGAUAUCAAUGCCACCGACAACAAGAAAAACACCUGUCUGCACUACGCUGCUGCCUCAGGCAUGAAGAUUUGUGUUGAGCUCCUGCUGCAGAGAGAUGCGGACCUGUUUGCAGAGAAUGAAAACCGUGAGACUCCAUGUGACUGUGCAGAGAAGCAGCACCACAAGGACUUGGCCUUGUGCCUAGAGUCGCAGAUGGUCUUCUCUCUUGCCCCUGAGGCAGAGGGUAUCGAGGCAGAGUAUGCUGCUCUCGACCGAAGAGAGCUGUAUGAAGGCCUGCGGCCUCAAGACCUACGGAGGCUGAAGGACAUGCUGAUAGUGGAAACAGCAGAUAUGCUUCAGGCCCCUCUCUUCACUGCAGAGGCUUUGCUUCGGGCCCAUGACUGGGACAGAGAGAAGCUCCUAGAGGCCUGGAUGAACAAUGCGGAGGAAUGUUGCCAACGCUCAGGGGUUCAUAUGCCCAACCCACCUCCAAGUGGCUGUAAUGCCUGGGACACCUUGACCUCACCCCGGACGCCACGCACCACCCGCUCCUCUAUCACCUCCUCAGACCAAAUCAGCCUCAUGCCUGCCGAUGAGGAGUGUUCUCUGUGUGGUAUCUGCAUGUCUUCCAUCUCAGUCUUUGAGGAACCGGUUGACAUGGCCUGUGGCCACGAGUUCUGCAGAGCAUGCUGGGAAGGGUUUCUAAAUCUCAAGAUCCAAGAAGGUGAAGCUCACAACAUCUUCUGCCCAGCCUACGACUGCUACCAGCUAGUUCCUGUGGAAGUCAUAGAGAGUGUGGUGUCUAGAGAGAUGGACAGGCGCUAUCUGCAGUUUGACAUUAAGGCAUUUGUGGAGAACAAUCCAGCAAUCCACUGGUGUCCCGAGGCGGGGUGUGAAAGGGCGGUGCGACUGAACACUCAGGGUCCCGGGACCUCCACCUCGGAUACUCUUAGCUUUCCAUUCCUUCAGGCUCCUGCUGUAGAUUGUGGCAAGGGCCACCUCUUCUGCUGGGAGUGUCGAGGCGAGGCCCAUGAACCCUGUGACUGUGAGACCUGGAAGAUGUGGCUACAGAAAGUCACUGAGAUGAGACCUGAGGAAUUGGCUGGUGUGAGCGAAGCUUACGAAGAUGCAGCCAACUGCUUAUGGCUGCUCACUAACUCCAAAUCCUGUGCCAAUUGCAAGUCCCCAAUACAGAAAAAUGAGGGCUGCAACCACAUGCAGUGUGCUAAGUGCAAGUAUGAUUUCUGCUGGAUCUGUCUGGAGGAGUGGAAAAAGCACAGCUCAUCGACAGGAGGCUACUAUCGCUGCACCCGUUAUGAGGUGAUCCAGCAGGUGGAGGAGCAGUCCAAAGAGAUGACUGAGGAGGCAGAGAAGAAGCACAAGAGCUUCCAGGAACUCGACCGUUUUAUGCACUACUACACACGCUUCAAGAACCAUGAGCACAGCUAUCAGCUGGAGCAGCGCCUGUUAAAAACAGCCAAAGAGAAGAUGGAGCAUCUCAGUCAAGCGCUGAGUGCAAGGGAAGGAGGCCCACCUGACACUACGUUCAUUGAAGAUGCUGUCCUAGAACUACUAAAGACUCGCCGCAUCCUCAAGUGUUCCUAUCCCUAUGGGUUCUUUCUGGAGCCGAAAAGCACAAAGAAAGAGAUCUACGAGCUUAUGCAGACAGACUUGGAGAUGGUGACUGAGGACCUGGCACAGAAGGUUAAUCGGCCUUACCUGCGGACGCCGCGUCACAAAAUCAUUCGUGCAGCGUGUUUGGUACAGCAGAAGAGGCAGGAGUUCCUGGCCUCUGUAGCCAGGGGAGUGGCCCCCAAUGACUCUCCUGAGGCCCCCAGGCGCAGCUUCGCUGGCGGAACGUGGGACUGGGAAUAUUUAGGCUUUGCAUCACCUGAGGAGUAUGCAGAGUUCCAGUACAGACGGAGACAUAGGCAGCGAAGGCGAGGUGACAUGUCCAGUCUCCGUAGCAACACACCUGAUCCGGAUGACCCCAGCGACAAUACUUUAGACACACAUGAUGUUGGGGGUGAAUGCCGACAAGGUACUCUGAUGGGUCUUGGUUCCUUGGAUGAUGAUGAUCCUAACAUUCUCCUGGCCAUUCAGCUGUCACUCCAGGACUCCGGGAUUGCAGGGACUGGCUCCAACCAUGAGGUCCUUGCCAAUGAAGCCUCACUCGGUGCAAUUGGCACCUCCCUGCCUUCUAGGCUUGAACAGAAUACUCCUGGUGUAGAGGUCCUCCCCAGAGCUUUCCUGAGCAGCUCAGAACUUCUGGAGCUGGGAGAUAACUUGGCUGGACUUGGUAACAUCAGUAGCCAGUACCCUGCUGUCACUGGUGUUCAUGCUGAUGUACAGCAUUGUGACAGUCACCACCAGGCCUACGGGGUCUCUGUGCCAAUACCUGUGGUCCCAGGUGGCAGCAAUUCAUCGACAGGCCUCUUCCUCUCUUCCAGUGACAUGAUAAACUCGACAAUAUGUGACAGCCACGACCCAUCCUCAUCCUCUGCAUUAGCAGGUGACAUCAUGGCUUGGUUUCAUGACAUGAAUCCUCAAGGUAUCACCCUGGUUCCUUCAUCCUCCUCCGACACCAAGUCAGGCCUUGGUGCACUUCUUGCACUCAGAGAAGGUUGUCUGCAAGAUGAUGAAAAAACGUGCGUUGACGUCCUACCUGAAAACAGGAAACCUCAGGAAGUGAUGACAGAUGUGGGUUCCUGCUCUCAGAGACGGGUUGACACAGAGGAGGAGGAGGAGUGUUCCGUCGCUGAGAGGCCGACCCAGUUAGAUCUAGUAGGGCUGGACACUGUGCCGUUACCUUACAUGGCCGCCCUUGACACAUGUGAAGACCAUGCUGAGCGUGGAGGCUCUAAAGUCUGCCAUGUUGAUACUCCAAGAUGUGACUCUGUAUCUGAUCAGCUGUCCAGCACCAGCUCCUCUGAGUGGGAGGAGCAAGUGCACUUGGUAUGAUCUGAUUGGCUGCAAUGGGAAGGAGCUUUUUCGGUAUGGCCAAAAACCACUAUAGAUUGCAAAUUAAAUAGGGUAGUAGUAGCAGCUAUUCAGGUGGAAUGCAUACAGAAUGAAGGAUGUGUAAGGUCGUAUUCAGUGGGAAACAGGGCAAGAAGUAUUUCGAUUUAGACUCUUGGCUUAGUUUAGCAUUACAGUACGAUCGGUUUCCUGAAUUUACUGUAUUGUCAGUCUCCCAACAUCCAGUCCUCCAGAAAAGAAAGCACUGACUUAAGGACAAAUUUCAUUUGAUAACAAUUUUCAGUAUGUCUCCUAAAAUGAUUUUGUGCUGAUAGAAAUAUGAUAAUUUUUCUUCUGAAAUCAGUUUUAGAAGAAAUAAGAGUUUUAGAAACCUUAUUCUAGUACAGGUAUUAUUUUUGUUCCACUGGAGUAAAAGCCUACUUUAUGUGUCUGAAUCAGGGCUGAGGGACAUUUUUCAACUACAUGGUGAGCAGAUUAAUAUUCAGUUCCAAUAUGUAAUCUGUAGGCUACAGGCUGAGAGAGAAUUCUCCCCUCUGUCCAUAUCUGCCCAUUUUAUAGGUGCCAAACACUGACUAGCAAAAGCACAAUUUGCAGUCACCAAGUGGAUUUUUCAGAGCAAAUUGUGCCUGCUUAUUACAAUCUCAACAACUCAGCUAAACGUUAAUGUGAAAGUCUUGAGCCAUAUUGUAUUUGAGAUUGUGGCUGAGUGAUAUUUUCACUGUGUGACUCAGUAAUUUAGGAGCAUAACAGUUGUGCACAUUACGUGAAACAUUCAUAAAGAGUUUUGAUUAAUUAUUCAAAUGAACAUUAGGUGGCCUGCUCGAAAACAUUUCAAAAUGGACUUGAAGACAAUGGUUAUUCAUCUCAAAGCCUCAGUCCUGACAUAAUUUCAAUGGGAAAUGUCAUCUAAGCUUCAGAAACACACAGUAUCAUUUGUUUCAUACUUCAGUCACAACAUUCUAAAUUCCAUUGUAGCUCGUCUUAAACUAAUGUUUGAGCAGCUGCACCUGAAUGUAGAGUGUACAGGCUAAGCAGACGGUGAGUAACCUUGUUUAAAAACUCCAGGAAGGGCUGGUGAAACAUCAGACUUUGAUGAAUUAAUUAAACAAGCCUAAGUUACUGUAAUUAAUCUCUGCAUCCCUACAGUAUAAUAUAAACUUUUCUCAGAGCUCUGGAGAUGUCCUGGACUGCAGGGUAACGUAUGGAGAAAAAACAUGAAUGUGUAUUGGAUUUUAAACAUGUUGGCAAGGGGCUGGGGGAGGGGUCUGCAUCUUUGAAACGGUUUUCUACAGUGCCUUUAUGUCAGUCACCUUUAUUUAGUUCUUUUUCACACAUUUUCUGAGUGCUAAUUUACGGUGCAGUGUAAACAAAACAAACACCUGUUACCUUAAAGUUGAUUCUCACAAAGUUUAUAGUGUGCAGACAUGAGCUGUUUUUCAUCAAAGUAUUUGUAGCAUGAGGCUUUUUGUUGGUUCUAGUAGCACUGCAUUAAUGGAUAACACAAAUUUUUAUAUGAUUUCGUAUAAUGGUUAUUGGUCAAUGUCACUUUGAAAUAUUCUGAAAGCUUUUAUUUUUCAUUUUUUUGCACAGUAGGGCUUCUUACAGUACACAAAACCUUUCCUGUGGUUGAAACAAUCUAAAUUCACUGUAUUGACUUUGGAAUGUAUCUUACCUGAAGACACGAAAAUAUAGGAAAGUUGCAAUAUAAAGUAGGUAUCUAUGAAAUGAAACUGAUCCAACAAGGGAAAUGGAUUAUGCAUAACCAGUAUGAGAUGAAGUGCAUUGAUCAGUGUUCUACCUUCAAGUCACGUUUUUGCACAGACUGUCUGAUUGAAGUCAAUUAGCUUAUCUUUUCUAGCAGAUAUAGAGAGCCGCAUUAAA
Messenger RNA from Monopterus albus (swamp eel), 5613 nucleotides. Its product is annotated as ankyrin repeat and IBR domain-containing protein 1. The transcript has 20 exons. Lineage: Eukaryota; Metazoa; Chordata; Actinopteri; Synbranchiformes; Synbranchidae. Gene Ontology annotation, biological process: protein ubiquitination. Bases 364 to 3714 code for a protein of 1116 amino acids. The record is from RefSeq and is a predicted model, not a curated record. Gene Ontology annotation, molecular function: ubiquitin-protein transferase activity; protein binding; zinc ion binding.